CUCGGCUAAUGUGUAACAUAACAUAAGCUUUGCCUUAUCUUUGAAAGAAUGUCAGGUAGAUGGAGGGUAUGGACGCGUAAUUUUGCAUCCCUGAGCCAGCAUCGCUUCAACACCAUGAUGAUGUAUAAGGAGAACAAAACCGAGGAGUUCAUACAAGCCAAAUUUGGGAAUGAGCAUUCCAAAUGGAUUCGCAAACGGGCUCGAGGGCUUGAUCGUCUUCAUCGGGAGGGGACACGCCGAGCUGAGUGGAUAAAGGCUGGGGUUCAAGAGAAGCGCCGGAUGGAGGAGGCAGCAAAAAAGGGAAGGAGGGAUGAGAUGGAUAGACAACUUGAUGCAACGGAACUGGUCCUAGAUGUCACCAAAGUUGACAUGCUGAAGGCAGGCGACGUGAUCUUUCAAAUCAACAAGCACCGAUCUAUAGGUGAAGAUGAUCUUAUACCACCGAAAACGCCUGUUUGGAACCUCCACGCUGGGCCAAGGAAGGACUUAUUAAAACAAGUUAUUUCACGGCACCUUAAUCGCCAUUCCAUGGACAGUUCAGCGAUGGAUUAGAUCGACUGAAAUCUCCCCCCUCGAUCUCGCCAUAUAAUCAACUGUUUUGCACCGAUCAAGUAAAGUUGUAUGUUUCCUACCGAUAACACAUCGUUCGUUUUCUUCUUGACUCCUUGUGUUGAGACUAACUGCCGUUGC
Cantharellus anzutake is the source of this 690-nucleotide messenger RNA. RefSeq lists its product as uncharacterized. The transcript has 2 exons. The record is from RefSeq and is a predicted model, not a curated record. Bases 49 to 552 code for a protein of 167 amino acids. NCBI's taxonomy places the organism in Eukaryota, Fungi, Basidiomycota, Agaricomycetes, Cantharellales, Hydnaceae.